Messenger RNA from Cotesia congregata, 1567 nucleotides. Lineage: Eukaryota; Metazoa; Arthropoda; Insecta; Hymenoptera; Braconidae. The record is from the annotation of a GenBank genome assembly.
UGCAGAAAAUCAAGAGUCUUCAACGCGACCUCAAGGUAUUGUUAAAUCACCGCGAAAAUUCGUAGGUGUUGUUAUCGCUACUUCUGGAUUACCAGCACGUGGAAAAACACAGGUUGCGUCAAGUCUUGCCCGACGACUCAAUUGGAAUGGCGAGUCUGCUAAAGUGAUGCGAGUAAGCGACUACCGUCGUAAAAAACUGGAGUUGUAUGGCACUCACGAAUUUUUCCGGCCUGACCAUGCGGCUAAUUCGGCACUAAGACAAUUGGCAACCCGCGACGCCAUGCAGGAUUGUGCCGGAUGGCUUUCAUCUGGAAAUACCGUAGCUAUCCUGGACGGUUGCCUGGUGACUAAGGAGCAACGCCGAGAGGUGUUCGAGUACUUCACCCAGCAGUUGGGCUACCGGAUCCUCUUCGUUGAAUGCGUCUGCGAGGAUCUUGCAGCCCUGGAGCGAAACUACCAGGAGGUGAUUCGGCACAACGUCGAUUUCUUGGGGAUGGAUCCUUCCUUAGCUGCGGAGGAUCUCAAGCUCAAAGUCGCUCACUACGUCCACGCUUGGGAACCCAUGGACGAGAAAAACUAUCCCCGGAUCACCAUCGAUACCGUCAGUUUGGAGAUGCGCGCUCACAAAAUCACCGGACAUGUUGAGACCAGUGUCCUAGGGUAUCUUGGGAGUGUCACUGCUAAACCUCACACUCUGUACUUUUCUCGGCACGGCGAAAGCGAGUACAAUGUUAUCGGAAAAAUCGGCGGCGAUGCAGUUCUUAGCGCCCGUGGAGAACGUUACGCCCAAGCUUUGGCCACAAGGAUCAAUUCGAUGAAGAUCCCCGACCUUAGAGUGCUCACCAGUCGUCUUAGACGGACAAUUGCGACUGCGCGAGGGAUCGAAGCGCCACAGGAACAUGUUGCGGCGCUUAAUGAACUAGAUGCUGGUGUCUGCGAAGGGCUUUCUUAUGAAGAAAUGCAAGAACAUUAUCCUCAAGAAUUCGCCUGGCGGGACCAAGACAAACUACGUUACCGAUACCCCUGGGGAGAAAGUUACGUUGACAUAAUGCAGCGAGUUGAGCCUGUGAUAGCGGAACUGCAGCAGUCGAGCAAUAUCUUAGUGAUAUCUCACCAGGCAGUUCUUCGCUGCCUGAUCGGGUACUUCAUGGAUAAAAAGCCGGAGGAAUUGCCCUACAUGGAGGUUCCUCUGCACACGAUAAUCCGGGUGUCCAGCUGUGGAUUCAACUAUCGCAUCGAGUUCAUCAAGCUGCCGAUAGAGUGCGUUAACACAACGAGAAACAAACCGGUAAAUUGCAGCGCUAACCGCACUGACAACGACGCGCUGAGAACUGUUCCGGCGCACUACGACAUCCCUGACCCCUGGCGGAACCCUGGAAACGGUCCUUCUCUUGUUCAACAACACUGAAAACAAAUUAACGAGAAGGAGUCAUCUUCUUUGGCUUCUUCUUCUUCUUCUGCUCCCUCUUCUUUGACUUUUAUUGACAAAAAAUGAAACCAUAACAAAUAUUAUUACUUUUAAUUACGAUAAUCACAGCAAUUAUAUCUGACAUUCGAUUUGCUGUGA